Messenger RNA from Zophobas morio, 3511 nucleotides. RefSeq names its product Sterol regulatory element binding protein (gene SREBP). The transcript is spliced from 9 exons. Gene Ontology annotation, cellular component: nucleus. The record is from RefSeq and is a predicted model, not a curated record. The coding region runs from base 91 to 3228 and encodes 1045 amino acids. Gene Ontology annotation, biological process: regulation of transcription by RNA polymerase II. Lineage: Eukaryota; Metazoa; Arthropoda; Insecta; Coleoptera; Tenebrionidae. Gene Ontology annotation, molecular function: protein dimerization activity; DNA-binding transcription factor activity, RNA polymerase II-specific; RNA polymerase II cis-regulatory region sequence-specific DNA binding.
CUUGAUUCGCUGAUAUGUGUAUGGUGAUGUUUAUGUAGUGUUGUGAUGUUUCUCAUCGGAAAUUAAUUGCAAAUAGAAAUUGCGAAAAAAAUGGAUGAAAACAUACCACCCUUCACGGGUGACUUUAAUUUAAACGAGUUGUCGGGAAUAGACGAUAUUCUGACAAAUUGCGAAAGUGAAUUGAUGAAAAAUGAAUUAUUCUCCGACGAUGCUUUACUUUCUCAGUUGGACCCCCUUCUACCAAUGGACGAUGUGAGCUUCGACUUGAGCAAUUUAACUGAAACUACUUUCCUGGAUCCUCAAACGUUGUCGCCACUGAAACAAGAGACGCCACCAGUUUAUAGUGCUCCCAUAUCUCCCACAUAUCAAGCCAACCCAUUUUUAAGUAAUCAAAGGCCACAACCUUUCGCAACAUUGAGCAAUCUACCAGGUACACCCACUAUCAAAACAGCGCCUGAAGUCCAACAUCAUGUUCAAAAUCCAACCACUGUUAUCAUUUCACAAUCACAACCUCUUGUUUAUUCAAGUCUGCCAAUACAGCAGAAUACUCAACAACAACAUAUAAUUCUACAGUCAAGCACGCCAAAAGAACAGAUUCAGAAAACACAACCUGUUAUUGUGCAGAAUAUAAAUCAAAUUCCUUCUGAUAAGAUGCAACAGCUUUUACUGCAAGCAAAAAUUGUUAAGUCGAACCCUGUGACAGUGAGUCAGCCUACAGUUAUGUAUACUACAGGUGCAGUGUCUAGUAAUUCCUCACAGCCUUCACUGCAUACUAUUGUGAAUAGUGGUACACAGAUUUUGACAACUGGAAUUCCUUUAGUGUUAGAUGCAGAUAAUAAGGUGGCUAUUAACAGGAUUCCCCAGGGUAAUGGAAAAGAGACAAAAGUUAAAGAGGUAAAGAGAAGUGCUCAUAAUGCCAUUGAAAGAAAAUACAGAACCAGUAUUAAUGACAAGAUUGUUGAGUUGAAAAACAUCGUUGUUGGUACUGAUGCAAAGUUAAAUAAAUCUGGUAUAUUGAAGAAAACUAUCGAGUAUAUCCGAUUCUUACAAAAUUCAAACACCAGACUCAAACAAGAAAAUAUGGCCCUAAAAAUGGCCGCACGACAAAAUACCCUCAAAGACCUUCUUACAACCGGCAAAAAUAUCGAGUACGCUCCGCAAGAUACACCGCCACAUUCAGACGUAUCGCUGUCACCUGAGCACUCAUUACCCUCGAGCCCGGAGUAUUCAACACAGAUCAAAGACGACAGUGACGAAGAAAGCAUGGGAAUUACCAAAGGACUCUUGGAUCAUACGCGCAUUACCUUAUGCAUGUUCAUGUUUGCCGUAAUUGCAUUCAAUCCAUUUGGCAUCGUUCUAAACCAGAUUGCUCCUCCUAGUGAUGGCGACGUUGGUUACAGAAGAAAUAUUUUAUCACUUGGUUUAGGACAGUCCGCAACUUUCGGUUCAUCCUUAAUGCUGUGGUGCAUAAACUUGCUCAUUCUUGGGUUUUGUCUAGUAAAAAUGUUUGUGUACGGUGACCCAGUUAUAUCGAGCACUUCAAAGGAAUCCCAGAAAUUCUGGAGACACAGGGCACAAGCUAAUCAUUACAUUAGAGCGGCCGAUAAACUUGAAGCGAAACAGGAGCUUCGUAGGUGUCUGCAAACUUUCGGAAUAUCAUUACCCACGAGCAGGUUCGAACUUGUGUUGUCUCUUUGUUGGCAAGUGUUUCGGCAAGUUAUGCAUCGAUUGUGGAUUGGGAGAUGGUUAUCCAGACACGUCGGAGGAUUUUUCGUGGAUAGUGUGACACGGUGCGAGGCUCUGACUUCUUGUCGGGAGCUGUCACUAGUUUUUCACGAUUUGCACCAGCUCCAGCUGGUGGAUGGGCCCGAAGAAACGUGUCAUCUCCUCGGUUUAACCACAGCUUUAAGUGCUUUAAACUUAUCAGAGGCUGCUAAAGCCAAAAUGAAGUCGGUUCAGAUGAUUGACAUUUACAUUGGGCUAACUUUAAGAAUUAAAGCCUCUUGUUGGAAUAUUUUGCAAGGGCUGCAGAGAUACUAUCUGGGCUUAGCUAAAUUGGCGUCCACUAAUUCUUGCGACCCAAUUCCGCCCAGGUUGCACUGGUUAUUGACGCCGCAUGGUUUUAAGUUCUUUGUUUCCCAGAAGUUCUUAUACGACGCCAAGUCCACAAAUUUGCCGUUUAGUUGUAUCGGCAAUGUGUCGGAUCCGUUGUCGUUCGCCAUGAAGUCGUAUAGAGAACAUUUACUUGAAACCGCACUACAAACUUUAACGACUCCGGGUAAUAAAAAUGACGUUUAUGAAGACAAAAAGACGGACAUAACGGAUGUGUCAACUUACGUUCAUUUAUUGUACGAGAAUGUUACCACCGACGUUCAGACCGUUUUUAAUGCCAAUCAAAUAUAUAGUAAUUACGAUGAAAUUGCUUUUUGGUGGACCUCCGUGGUUGACGCGGCUUGUCAUUGGCUGUUAGGUGAAGAAAAACUUGAUGAUUUAUACAAGAAAGUAGAAAACGUGCCAGAGUCUCUGUUGUCUCUUGAAGAUCCGCUUCCGAAGGCGAUUCUUGCGGCUUAUAUGGCUAGGAAACAUUAUCUAACAGUUGGAUCGUCUGCACCACAAAAGAAAAUUUUAAAACAGUGCGAUACUGCCAGUCAGUUGUUAACUGAUAGUUUGACGUAUUCCAGUUGCAAACCGCAGGAUAACCUAGUUUUGUUGGCGCAAUUACUGGUCUCCGACUGGAUUUUAGAAACGCGAACCUCUCUUUGGGAGGACGCUUUUUCGGAAUCUUUGCCCCCUGUUCCCGUGCCGAAUAAUGUUCUCUCAGCAUUCCAGAAGGACAUAUCUUCGUUAAGAACUUUGGCACAACAUAUUCCCACCGCUUUGCCUCGAGUCUUUCUUUAUGAGGCAACCGCCAGGUUGAUGGCAGGAGCGGCUCCAGGUCGUACCCAGCAGCUCUUGGACCGCAGUUUGCGGCAGCGCCACGCUAGAUCGUCUAUUAUAUGUGGCAAAGCCGACAAGAACCAACAAGAUGUUGGUGGAGAGCGUCAACAUGCAACUGCACUUUACAUGGCAUGCAAGCACUUACCAGGUCAGUUGAUGUCAUCGCCCGGCGAAAGAGCGGGGAUGCUCGUGGAAGCAGCGAAAACCAUGGAAAGAAUCGGAGACCGAAAGAAAUUACAAGAGUGUUAUAAGCUGAUGAAGACACUUGGUGCCAAUUCCGCCACGAAUUAACAUAAUUAAGUGUUGCGAAGAUGUUUCAUAAUUUUUUAUUAAAGACAUAAAAUGUGAUGUUUAUGGAGCGAAGUGGUGCUUAGCGAUUUCGCUACAGUGAUUUUGAGUAUAAAACUGGCCGUUUACUUGGCAUCGGCUCGUGUGAUUACCAUUAUAUUGUGCGAAGAAGCGCUAUGUCAAGUUUAAUACGUAGUGUAGCUUUACUUAAGGACGAUAACAUUGAAUUUUUGUAGGAAUUAUUUAUUUUGUUCAAUUUUCUUUUAAUAAAGGAAUACUGUUGAAA